CCCACCAGCAGAAGAGUGACACGCCAGGUUCAAUUGCUGCCUGGCCCUUUGCUUGUAGGAAGCAGGAGGGAGCUUUGAGCGUCCUCGCAAGGAAGGAUAAUAAAAAUAUAACCUGAUAGAGACCGAUCACGUCCGCGCUGCGCCAAACGAAAGUUGGGCCGAGUCGUUUCGAGAUGGGGAUCCGAAAAAAGACCAACAAGAACCCGCCGGUGCUGAGCCAUGAGUUUGUCAUCCAGAACCAUGCAGAUAUUGUUUCCUGUGUUGCUAUGGUGUUCCUCCUCGGGCUGAUGUUUGAGGUCACCUCAAAGUUUGCAGUGUUGUUCAUAACUGUGCAGUACAAUGUCACCAUAUCAACAAAUGGCCCAGAUGAGACAGCUGUGAACCACUUCCACCACGGCAUCAAGGACCUGGCCACUGUCUUCUUCUACAUGCUGGUGGCCAUCAUCAUGCAUGCCAUCAUCCAGGAGUACGUGCUGGAUAAGAUCAACAGGAAGAAGCACUUCUCCAAAACCAAGCACAGCAAGUUCAACGAAUCGGGCCAGCUCAGCGCCUUCUACUUAUUCUCCUUCGGCUGGGGCGCGAGCAUCCUGCUUUCUGAAAACUUCCUGUCCAAUCCGGUCACCCUGUGGGAGGGUUAUCCCCAUACACUGAUGCCAUUCCAGAUGAAAUUCUACUUCAUUUGUCAGCUGGGCUACUGGUUACACGCUCUCCCAGAACUGUAUUUCCAAAAGACAAAGAAGGAGGAUAUUCCGCGCCAGCUUGUGUACAUCUUCCUGUACCUGGUCCACAUUGCCGGCGCCUACAUUCUGAAUCUGAACCGCCUGGGUCUGGUCCUGCUGGUGUUGCACUACUUUGUCGAGCUCCUGUUCCACGUUUCCCGCCUGGUCUACUUCAGCAACGAGAACAGACAAACUGGUUUCACCAUAUGGGCCGUCUUGUUUGUCCUUGGACGGCUGCUCACCCUGUCCCUGUCUGUCCUCACCGUGGGCUUUGGCCUCGCCACGGCUGAAAAUCAAGGCUUUGAUUUGGCUGCAGGAAACUUUAAUGUUCUUUUUGUUCGGAUAACUGUCCUGGCCGCCAUCUGCCUCACUCAGGCCUUCAUGAUGUGGAAAUUUAUCAACUUCCAGCUGCGCCGGUGGAGAGAGCAUGCCCAGGCUCAGACCUUGAAAAAGAAACAAGUUCCCUCCAAGAGCAAAUCAAAGAAAGACAAAGCCAAUGGAGUAAACGGAGUGAACUCCCACGGAGCUGAUUCACCAAGAGCACGAAAAGAGAAGUCAUCAUAAAUACAUUCCCCUCAGCCCCCUCUAUCACCUCCCUCUCAAAGAACCACCUUCCCGCGCGUGGCUGCGUCUGACCAACACCUCCUCCAGCUCCUCCGCCACGAUAUGCAUUUUCAGCUCCCACACAGGACUGACCUCCCAGGUGGACCCUCUCCCCCCCAACCAGGACCAGAAUGCAUUAUUCAGCUUUACUUGUUGUCCGGCGCGCCUUGAUUUAAGAAUCAUUGCCCUGCUGUGCCAUUUCCGAAUGAAAAAAGAAAACAAAUUGAGAAAUAAACUACGAAAAAAGACCUUAUUUAAGAAGUGCCUAUUGAUACAGAUUGUUUUGUACAGGGUGUGUAAUUUUAAAAUUUCAGGAAUGAUGAUUUCAGUGUUUAAUGUUCCUCCAAAGUCAGGUCAUUUCAUGCUUUUUCCUAAAUACUGUGUAUUCCAGCUUGUUUUAUUUCCCUUUUUUUUUCCUCUUAUAGUUGUAACUGCUAGUCCAGCUCCUCUCCUCUGCCACUGACUCCUGCCCCUCUUUCGAGGGUUUUUGUAAACAUUGUAUGGAGUUUAUUUCCUCAUAAUAUCUCCUAUUUUUUCAUGAGUGAAGUCUUCUUGUAAGCUCUAUCAUCAGGAUAUGACUAGGUUCACAGCCCAGACUGUUCAAACUUACACAGCAAGACAUUAUUAGAAUGUUUCCACCACGUCGAUGGCCAAAAGAUGGAAAGCGAAACAGAAGACGAGCGUUUUCGAUAUCCACUAAUGGACUGAAAAGGGAAGUGUGUAUGAAAGCAGCCGAGGACAACAGACACCUCACGCUGUAAUACUGUAAGUGGAUUCACAGUCCACAGUUCAGUGUUGUGCAAAACUGCCCUGCGAUCUGAUGUAGCAUUUAAUUAUUGGCGUUCAGAGCGGCUUUGCAGUCACAACAGAACACGUUCCUUCCCAUGAAGUCAGUCUGUUAUAGCUGUGUCUGAAACACUGCUGAUAGAUGAACACGCCUCAUCUGUUAGAUUUGAGUGAUGUGAGAUAACUUUUUGGAAAAGGACAAAAUCAGGCAAUUAGUGAGCUUGAUUGAAUCAGUGUCUUGUAUGGUCCCUCCUUAUUUGAUGUUUAAGCAGAAUGGGUUUUCUGUAUUUGUUUGGCCUUGAAUAUUAUUGCCUACAUUAAAAAUGUCUGCAAGACUUGUUGGAAAAGCACAGACUGGGAAUGAGAAA
Messenger RNA from Chelmon rostratus (copperband butterflyfish), 2476 nucleotides. It is a transcript of the gene tram1, whose product is annotated as translocation associated membrane protein 1. The transcript has 11 exons. The coding region runs from base 174 to 1283 and encodes 369 amino acids. Gene Ontology annotation, cellular component: endoplasmic reticulum membrane. Gene Ontology annotation, biological process: protein insertion into ER membrane; SRP-dependent cotranslational protein targeting to membrane, translocation. The record is from RefSeq and is a predicted model, not a curated record. Lineage: Eukaryota; Metazoa; Chordata; Actinopteri; Chaetodontiformes; Chaetodontidae.